AUGACGUUCCUUCUCGACAAUGAUGGAAACCUGAACGUGCUGCAGGACACUGAGCUGGCUGGGGAUGUGGUUCAGUUUCCCAUUUGCAACUGGGACCCGCCCGUCUGGUCAGAGCCAGGCAACUCCAUGGAGCUGGUGGUAGCAGAGCCCAGCUACCCCAAACCCAGCAUCUCCCUGAGACCCAGCGGUGGGAUCUCCCUGGGAGGAGCCGUGGACGUUCGGUGUCGGGGGCAGCACCGGGGCGUGCGGUUCGUCCUGAAUAAAGAGGGACGCCAUUUUGCACCUGUGGAUUCGGACGGGUUUGAGGCUGUGUUUCCCAUCAGCAACGUGCGCUGGGAUCUCGGCGGGAGCUACAGCUGCUCCUAUCACAGCAGAUCGGAGCCGUUCACCGUGUCAUACCCCAGCGACCCCGUGGAGCUGGUGGUGAGAGAUCCCAGCUUCCCCAGACCCUCCAUCUUUCUGAACCCCACUGGGGUCACCUCCCCAGGGUCAGACGUCACCAUCCGGUGUCAGGGGCAGCUCCGGGACGUGAGGUUCUUCCUGCACAAGGCUGGACACCUGAACCCGCAGCGACACAUGGACCCUGCUGGGGACGGGGCCGAGUUCCGCAUCCCCACCGUGGGCCGGCAGCACGGAGGGAACUACAGCUGCAGCUACCGGCCCCGAUCAGAGCCCUUCAUCUCCUCGCAGCCCAGCGACCCCGUGCAGCUGGUGGUAGCAGACAGAUCGGAAUCGCCGGCACCUCCGGGUCUGACCAGCCCCACCAUUGCCAGGGUGAGCGCGGCAGCUGCCGUCCUCCUCCUCCUCUUCGUGGCUUUUGUCUGCUUCAGAAAAACCCGAGCCAGAAAAGGAGCCACACCGAGACCGAGCAGCCCUAUGGUGGCAUUAAAGGUGCCGGCUCAUCAAGACCCCAUCUACGCCUCCAUCGACGAAGGGAAACAGCUGCAAACCCCGGCAGAAGAUGACUUCUUUCAGAAUGCAAAAGCCUAUUCAAUGAGGAAAAAGAACGCUCAACGGUAGCUGUUGUGACUGGGA
This is a messenger RNA of Malaclemys terrapin pileata, 1035 nucleotides long. RefSeq names its product T-cell-interacting, activating receptor on myeloid cells protein 1-like. The coding region runs from base 1 to 1020 and encodes 339 amino acids. Lineage: Eukaryota; Metazoa; Chordata; Testudines; Emydidae. The transcript has 9 exons. The record is from RefSeq and is a predicted model, not a curated record.